AUGUUACUCUUUUUUGCAAAACUUGUCGUAUUUACCUUUUUCUUCUGGCUUUUAAAAUAUGGGAAAACGAGGUCAUAUAACAAAUCGGUCUAUAAGGGAAAAUCGAAAAUAAAUAAACCCGUUGUUAGAACAUUAGCAGAAUUUGAUAAGAUAUUUCAAAACUCAAAAAGUUCAAUUAAUUUUCUAGAACAUUUAGAUGAUUAUAAAAAUGAAGAUCAUACAAAGAAUACACACACCAAAGAUCAAGAUGAACAUUCUCAUGAAUUACCAAAUAAACACGAAGAUUCAUAUGACUAUAUGUACAUUCAUAAUUCUUUCAAUGACAAAAAUGUUAAUAAAAAAGAAGCUUUCGAUCAAUUUUUACAAACGUUAUUAAACAAUUAUGAAAAUACACAUAAAGAAGAUGAAAGUAAAGAAUCAAAUCAACAUACCAAUAAAGAUGGUCCCUCAUAUGAAGAUAAAAAAAAUAUGUACAAAGAAAUAUUAAAAGGAUAUUAUCAUGUAUUUUUUGAAAAUGAUCAAAACGACACAGAAUUAAAUGUACAUAAUAAUAAUGAGGGACACCAUAAACCUCAAAUGUUAGGUCAAGCAGUUCCAGAAAAAGAGGUACAGGGAAAAUCAGAAAAACCAUUAUUUGCUUCAUCUCCCGAAGUAGGUCAUGUAUUAAGAGAGGACUUAUGGAACCAAAAUGAUAAAGAAUUUAGUUACUUACUUGACCCUAAUGAAUAUGCAUCUUUAGAAGAUAAACUUUUAGGAUCUAUAUACAAUUACUUUGAAAAAAAUCAUAACAAUUUGGUUAAACAUUUGUUACAACAAAUUGCUACUUACAAAUAUAAAUAUAUGGAACUUAAAGAACAAUAUAUUAAUGAAGUUAUGAGACUUAAAAAAAUAUAUAACAAAAGCAUUAUGGCCAUAUUUAUAGCAUCGUGUGUUGCAGUAUUAGGACCUGUAUUAUUACAUAUGUAUGAAAAUACUCCAGAAGAAUUUUUUGCAACCAUAUUAAGUUUUUCUAUAUCAUUAGGUCUUCAUAAUUUGUUACUAAAAUAA
Molecule: messenger RNA, 1047 nt
Organism: Plasmodium adleri (nom. inval.)
Lineage: Eukaryota; Apicomplexa; Aconoidasida; Haemosporida; Plasmodiidae
Product: parasite-infected erythrocyte surface protein, putative
Exons: 2
Coding region: 1-1047 (348 amino acids)
Source: RefSeq, a predicted model, not a curated record